AUGUGAGCCCGGUCGGAGUUCGGCGGCCUCGACAGAGUCAACAGCGCUCAGCGCUCGGCUCGGCAUGUUUUCGGACAGUUUCGUAAGGCGCGUCGUCGUCAUCGCCGGAUAACGGUGGCGUGGGUACUCCGACGUCGAUUGACGUCAUCCCGGUUGUCGGUCGCUCCGAAAUAUAAUGCGCGCCAGUGGAAAAAGUCGCGCUCUCGCGUCAUAUCUUCGUCGCAUCGUCGUUAACGCGAAGUGCGCGAUCGUGUGAACAACAGGAAAAAGAAGAGGAGGAAGAAGAGACGUGACGAAGGUUUCAACGUCGGCGUCGUGAGAAGGUCAACCUCUAUCGAGCGCUUCGAGAGGCGACGUCGCGCGGCCGAUGACACGUCUAAUAUAAUCUACGAAAGGGGGAAGAGUGGCGGCAUCACGUACAAUACAUACAUACAUAUGUCGUCUACUAGUAUAUCUUUCUAUCGACCUCCCUUUUCUCGAGCACGCCCUUGGACCGAUCGCGCCGGUUCCCCACGGGCCCCUUUUGCGCUCUUCCCUCUGUGUCUCGUGACAUUACGUGUGUUUGUUUUGUCUAGCAUUUAUCUAUUACACUACUAUCGUCUGAUAUUUAUAUAUCUGUUUGAUUAUUAUAUAAUCUUUUGACCUUUAUUUCUUCAAUACAAGUAUAUAGAUAAAGAUUUUGAAAGUAUCUGGGAUCGCAGAAAUGUCAAAGAAGCCCAGCUGUAAGAUGCUGGUACAUCAGGUGUCGGCCGUGUUGCCGGAUGACAGGCCAAUAACUGCCAUUAGCGUUGUGGAAGACAUAGAAAAGUGCCCGCCGAAUUUCACAGUGGUAUCGAGAACUUAUGAUCAGGAUACCGACGCCGACCUAUGGAGAGAAAGCGGUCUAUUCAUUAAAAAGAAAGGUAGAUACAUCUGCUUCUCGAAAACUGAAGGUCCGCCCGGUUGCGUGGUCGAAGAUAUCGUAGUGAUUAACGAACGAGACACUCCGCCGGAAGGAUAUAACAUGAUCUCGUAUACCAUAGAUUCGAGGCAAAAGGCCUGGCGGAAGAAACAGGUGUGCUAUAAAAUUAGGAAUAAGAACUCGUGCGCAAAAGCAGUAACGGAUAUUAUAAUAUGCAGUAGGAUAAUCCACAAGGACUCCAAAUUGGCUCCUAUUGGAUUUUCCGCUGCUGGUGUUAUAAACGGUGUUCGCGUGUGCUAUAAAACAGUAGAUAUCGUAAACUCGGAUUCACAAUCAUAUGUUAAUAUAGACUUACUACAAAAUUCUUCCCCGAAUCCUUCGAACGGAUCUCCUCACAGACCAGCCCCCGAGAGGCCCCCGAAACCAAAGUUCUCGCCAAAACCACCAAUCAACGGGAUUUAUCCGCAAAUUGGUGGCGCAGCUAAGGACAAUGACGAGUCCGGCGAUCGAGAUUACGAAAUACUGAGUCUUAACGCGAGAAUCAGGCCCACGAGGCCGGCGCCUCAACCGCCCACGUCCGCCCUGCCCGCUGUCGGUUCGAUGCCCGUUUACGGCACACUUCCGGGCUCGUCCGAUCUCGAUGGAGUUCCGUUCGCGCUUAAUUCUCGUCUUAUCAUUAAUCAUCCUGAUUCUGCAAGCAACAAACUUCCUGUUAUCAAAGUGUGGACACAAAGGGAUUUGGACAGAGAGUUCUUCUACGACUUCCGUGCGGAGAGGGAGACUUGAAGAAUGCGACAUUUGUACCAAAACUAACUUUCCGAGUUUUCGUGAGCGAGCCCUUCCUGCCGUUAUAUUCAUACACGUUUGUAUCCGAUACAAUAUUAGCCAAACAAGCGUAAAUGGAGUGCCUGAACGAAUGAUUUAUACGAACGCGCGAGAGAAUAAAGACCGUAUGACGCUUAAAAAA
Messenger RNA from Cataglyphis hispanica, 1868 nucleotides. RefSeq names its product multivesicular body subunit 12B (gene Mvb12). Gene Ontology annotation, cellular component: ESCRT I complex; late endosome. Lineage: Eukaryota; Metazoa; Arthropoda; Insecta; Hymenoptera; Formicidae. The record is from RefSeq and is a predicted model, not a curated record. Bases 704 to 1687 code for a protein of 327 amino acids. Gene Ontology annotation, biological process: virus maturation; viral budding; regulation of epidermal growth factor receptor signaling pathway. The transcript is spliced from 8 exons.